AUGGGAAACCAGAACUGCCACGCCGAGAUCACCUUCGAUGACAAUGUUAAAUGGCUCGCACGUUUUCGUCUUACAAGAACCUCAUCGCCACCGCGGGAAGUCCGUGAUUGGAUACUUCGAAGCGAAGCUGCCACUAUGACUUACCUCCAACGGUACACUUGCAUUCCGACGCCUAAAGUUUUCGAUUGGGCAUGCGAAUCCGAUCUAGGAAACACACUUGGAGUUGACUAUAUUUUAAUGGAAAAGCUGGAUGGAAAGUCUCUGGAUUGGCAAGCGGCGACCCCUCAGCAGAAAGAGAAGGUUAUGCAGCAGUUGGUUGACAUUUCCCUCGAGAUUGAGAGGCAUCCUUUUAAGGUAAUGGGAUCACUUAUCUCCUCGGCGGGAGAUGUCAUAAAAGUUCGAGGUCUCGCACAUCAAUCAACGUUCCGGGUAGGAAAGGGGCCACUUGGUCCAUUCUCUUCCUCGAUCGAGGGCUACCAGGCUAUCCUCGAGUCCUACCUCGCAAUGAUAGCUAGCGGCGAGAUUGACCCCUACUAUCCGGUAGACACCUACCUCGUCCAUCGUUUCCGCCAGGAUAUUAUUAGUACUCUCUUCAAAGACGUCCCACCAGGCGACAAGUUCUUUCUCAAGCACCCGGACGAUAAGGGUGACCAUAUUCUAGUCAAUGAAUGUUUUGAUAUUGUGGGAGUUAUAGACUGGGAAUGGACGCAAACUGUCUCUAGGGCGGAGGCAUUCUGUUCCCCGUGUAUGAUGUGGCCGGUGGCUGAGUUCUAUAAUGGCUUUAAUAAGCUGGCCGCGGAUGAAUUGCGGCUAGCUGAUAUCUAUCGCGAAAAGGGCCGUGAAGAUCUUGCCAUGUGUGUCGUCGAGGGUAGAAAGGCUCAAAGGUUUUUCUUCGCUCUUGGGUCUGAGAGCUCUUUUCUAGAUAGGCAGACACUUCUACAUAUCUUCGCAGGACUCCGGCGGGCCUUCAACUUUGAAGAUGAGGAGUGGGAGACAUGGAAGAGCAAAGCUCUCAAGAAAUGGAAAGGUGAUGACUUACUCCUUGGCUUGUUGGAACUAGAAUAA
This is a messenger RNA of Penicillium samsonianum, 1065 nucleotides long. RefSeq lists its product as uncharacterized. The coding region runs from base 1 to 1065 and encodes 354 amino acids. Lineage: Eukaryota; Fungi; Ascomycota; Eurotiomycetes; Eurotiales; Aspergillaceae. The record is from RefSeq and is a predicted model, not a curated record. The transcript has a single exon.